This is a messenger RNA of Podospora bellae-mahoneyi, 2924 nucleotides long. RefSeq lists its product as uncharacterized. NCBI's taxonomy places the organism in Eukaryota, Fungi, Ascomycota, Sordariomycetes, Sordariales, Podosporaceae. The coding region runs from base 1353 to 2621 and encodes 422 amino acids. The transcript has 3 exons. The record is from RefSeq and is a predicted model, not a curated record.
GUGUGCUGACGUCCAGCUCAACUUGUCAGUUGUCAGCUGUGAUGUUGCUCACUGGACAAGCGGAAGCUUUCUCCGUGUCGGUCAGUUUGAUGUUGUUGUUUCUCCAGCAUCAUGAAGAAUAUUUCAAUUGAUAGUGUUUCUUAUGAGCUCAUACUGACAGAAAGACAGCUAGCUGAAAGGACGUCGUCGUGGUUCGUCGUGGAUAGACGAGGCCCCACACGCUUCUUUGGAUCGACGGGUAGCGCGUUGGUCGCCAUCGGUUGGGGCCCUGCAAGGCUGGCGGUGGUGCAGGGUUCAUGUCUUGGACUCUCCAUGAACAAAUGCAUUGUUGUUGAAGAAAAACUGUCGAAAGGCAUUGGUCUCAGCUUUACGACAUCUGAAUAUCAACCUCCCGUGUCUCUCUACUGGAAACAAUCACGACGUGAUCAACUCUCAGGAGGUCCAGCUGGUCAAGUAGCAACGCGGCAAAGAUGAGGGGGACAGUCUGAGAGAAAAUGCGCUUGGAACACGGGCUCCCCGCCUUCUGGACCCGUCGCUUUUUUUACACGUCAGGUACCUACCUACCUCCCCCUCGAAGUGGGCUCUGAGGUCAGCAACACCAGUAAAGUCGCAUUCAGCCACGAUCCCCGACGUUCUGUGCCGUUUCCCAGAGACCUGGACCUGUUGCUGUCACUCUUUUUUGCUCAGACACAAACCGGACCUGACAGAGGAACAAACUUGCACCAGUUGGUAAACAGGGGGGCUGAGUUUGCUAGAAAAACCACACCUGUUUCCAUUGGUCAAUUUGCCGCCAUCGCAUCCCAAAGGGAGCCAGAAGAUGGCCGAGAUGCCCGAACCCCAAGGGUUGCUUCAAUGCUUCGUGUCAAAAAGGUAGAGAGCUCUUUUGCCAGCAGUAGACUCGAUUCAGCAGCUCAGCAGCAUCAGUUGUCUGCAGAGCUAUCAAUACGGUGCCGCCUCGCCGCCUCCGGACCCCAACGCACCAGGAGGUGGUCAGGGAAGGGGGAAAAGGUGGGUUCAGUCGCCGAGCGUGUGAGCACGAGAGCGGCGUGCAGAAAACCCCCCGGCGGUGCUGCACCCAAGUCCCUUCUGGGAAUGGAAAUUGCGCCGUUGGGCCUGGGUCUCGUUAAUCUUUCCUCUCCUCUCUCUCUCUCCCUCCCUCUCUCUCUUCUGCAUUUUCUGUCUAUCUUUCUUUUCGUCAUCUCAUCUCUUUAGACGACAAGACUCUAAAACGACAAACACCAAGGAAUUGUGCAACUUUUUGUCGAGGACGAAACAUCAACGCCAAGCAGCUGUGACAUUGGAUGGUUUGACGACGAAUUGAUAUCGGAUAACAACGAGCGGGCGGCUCAAAGAUGGCGGCCAUCGGUCCGUUGACCACGACCUUCUCGGCUCCGUCGAGUUGUGCGACGGUUCUUUCCAACUUUUACGAGGUUUUUGAGGGGGAUAAGGAGUCGAGUUAUGUUCAGGGGCCGCUAUUCCCAACACAUAAAGACUGUUUCCCGAGUGGUUAUGAUCCAGAACCGACAAAAUACUACUCGCCUGGGUUCUGCCCGCAGGAGUAUACAGCUGCAUGCUCGAGUAUUCGCACAUCAAGCACCGUGACGGAAACCGCCAUUGCCUGCUGUCCAAACUAUGGUGUCGAAUACACCUGCGCAACCGAAUCAAAGCCGGAAUCAGGAUGCACCACGGUCUGGCAAGGCGGCGCCGGCGAACUCAAGCCAAUCGUCAUCAAAAACUCCACCAUCGCCAGCACUGCAACCGUCACUCUCAGAGGAGGCGCGAUAUCGGCCUAUGCAGUUCAGAUCCGCUUCCAAGCCUCUGAUCUCUCCAACGCCGUCAGCCCCUCCCGAACAGCAACCAUCCCCCCCGCAACCAACGUCCUCCUCCCCCCAGACAACACCAGCUCCUCGUCCACCGGCCUAAGCUCGACAGCUAUAAUCGGCAUCGCCGUCGGCGGCGGCCUGGGGUUUUUCAUCAUUUUUUCCUCGCUAUGUCUCUGGUGCUACAUGCGCCGUCGCAGGAAACAAUACGCCCCCCAACAAAAACCUCCCCAACCCGGAAGCGGCGCCCCUUCACGCUACAGCACCCGCUCCCACCCCCACCAUACCUUCUACGACGACACAAACAGUCAACACACAGCCCCAACACCAUCCUACCGCUCCCAACGCUCCCAUCGAUCCUCCUCCCGAAUGCACCACAACACCAUUCCCGAGCACGCCGAAGCACCCCCCGUCCCUCCCAAAGAAAAAUCGGUUUCUUACCGUGCCAUCCCGCCACCGUACGAGCUAUCGGAGGAGCCUUCCCCAAGGCUGGGUGGUGGGUACGGGAAGAGAAGCCAGAGCUUGCUGCACAGUCCGGGCAGUGUGAGGACGUAUGAAAGUAAAAGGAGCCAUGGGAGGGGGGAUAGCGGGGUGAUGUACGGGGUGGGGAUUCAAGUUCCCAUCGGGACGAGGGCGCCGGCCGAGCUGGAGGCGGAGGUGCCGGUUGAGAGGGAAAGGGCGGCGAGUCCGGAGAGUGGGAUGACCGGGUGGACGGGGGUCACGCAGGCUACGGGGAGUAGUGGCGGGUUGACGGAUACGAGGCUGGGGAGGGGGGCGGCGAGUCCGUUGGGGUGGUUGUGAUUGGGAGGGUGGUGAUUACCUGGGGAGGUGAGGGUAAACAAGCAAGAUCAAAAAGCAUGAGUGAGGAAGUUGGGGGGGUGGAAGAUCUGUUUCCUAUAUUAUAUCAUUCCUGGGAUUUGGACUUCGGGAACGGUGGCUUUUCAUGUUUGAUUUUACUUGGGAAACGGGCGGGUAUUUCAUCAGCGUGAUUAUUGGGGAUGGAUGGAUUAUUUGGGGCUAUGUUAGACGGACUUUGGAUAGGUUAUAUCAUGACUUUUUUGGUUUUUUUGAAAAGGGGGUGGAUGGGUGGAUGACCGGGGACGG